GGCCAGUGGAAAUUGUUAAGAUGUGUCCAAAGAGGCUUCAAAUUCCACCUCAGCCGACUGUGGAUGCUCAAAGUACACACUAUAAUUUUCUGCGCCUCUGCCCAUCUAACAAAGCUGGUGUAAAUGGGGCAAACCCAAUGAAGGCAGAUGAGUUUAGGCCGAGGUGGAAUCUGAAGCCCAGCUUCUCGAACAAAACCAACACCCAUCCAGAUUCAAUUUAUUGUAACGGCUUAGUUUUAAACUCACUUAUGGCCAGUUAAAUAGCGGGCAGCGAAGAGAGAGUGUGUGACAAAAAUCCACCCCGGGAUCUGCUCAAAGGACCAGCUGCGCCUCCCUCCACUGUGACGAGAUUGAAUGGAGGAGACAUGGGUGGGAGAGGAGACUGCAAGCCGCUCGGGGCAGGGGGCCGCCGCUCAGCCAAAGGCGCUAUAAAUAGGCGAGAUCCCCCCAGCCAGCGACAGAGCGAGCGAGGCCUGCCCGCUCGGCGUGCCAGAUUUGCAGCGGGCGGGCAGGGCCCCCUGCUGCCCGCCGGCUGUGUACGCAACAAGGCGGGCUUUCGCCGAGUGAGGCGGCGCUGACUCAGCCUGGGCCGAAGGAAGCGCAGGGCAAUGGCGCUCAGCCCCCCCGAGAGGCAGCCGGGCCCGCCCGAGCCCCCGAGCCCGGCAGCGGCGGCGGCGGCGGCGCCACAGCAGCACCAGGCGGACGACGAGGCCGACCUCGACCCCGACCCGCAGCAGCAGCUGAGCGGCCUGGAGCCCGACGCCGGCGAGGGGAUCCCGCUGCACUCGCCGUGGACCUUCUGGCUCGACAAGUGAGUGCGGGGCCGCCGGCACACCGGAUGGGGAAGGCGAGCGGCAGGAGGAGGAGGAGGAGGAGGAGAAGCAGUUCGCGGCGAGAGCGCGCGGCCUGGAGCUCGCCUCUCCCGCGCCGGUAGGGUGGGAAAAGGCGCGGGAGAGGGGGCAGCCACGGGGGUGGGCGGCGUAGGACCGGCCUUUGUUCGCCGCCGCCGCCUCCUCUCCUGCUCAGCUCGCUCCUUCCCCGUCCCCACGGCGAAUUAAUCCCUUCUCCGCCGAGGGCAACGAAAAGGGCGGGGGGGUCUUCUCUUCUCCAGCCCCACCGAUUGCUUCACUUCGCUUAACCCACCCGGAGCUGCUGUUUCUACCCCCACCCCGCAACCAGCCCUGGGCGCCCUCAGGCUCGCUUUCUCCUCCUUGCUAUUUCCAGGGCUCUCAACGCGAGUUUUGAACUCUUGAGAGCCGGGGAUCAUCCCUGUUAAGCGUGUUGAAGUGAUAGAGGCUCUUAGAGGGAAGUGAUAGAGGCUCAUUUUUCCUGACUCGGUGGUAUCCACACACAAUGCACGCGCGGAUCUAGCUUGCAGGCAGAAAAGGCAACAAGUGCAGCUUCACCCCUCCUCAAGGUUUGAGACGCACAAGAGCCUUGGUCGGGUGGGAAAAGGGCAACAUUACUCGGUGGGUUGCCUUGGGAAAGGCUCGCCUCUUAGGUACCCUAGAAGAACUUGGGGCAUGCUAGCUCUUGUGUUUUUAUCCCAUUGGGUGGCAUUUCUGCUCCGCUUCCCUUUGUUGCCAGUUUCGGAACUUCUUUUUAAUGCAUCCAGCACUUAAGGUGGUUUGUUUAUUGAUUUAAGCAACCUUCUCUGGAUAGUUUUCAGGCCAGCUGCUGUCUGGAAAUACAUCCCCAAGGGCAUGGAUUCCCUAAGCUAAAGCAAAGCAAAACAAAGUAUUUGUUUUGCCCUGGCCUCCUUUGGGAGGAAGGGUGAGAUAUAAAUUUAACAAUAAUGUUUUUUAAUUGCAUGUACCAUAAAACGGGCCUUGAUGAGAAACAUAUUGUUAUGUGCACCCGGUUUUCCCCACCAGUGACAAGAAGUUAAAAGGGGUACUGCUACUUCUUUUGCAUCAGUGGACACUGCAGUCCACAUGCUUUAUUUAAAAAAAAAACCUCAUAAGGCAUAAAUUGAGGCAAAGACUUAGCCAUUAAAAAGUUAGCCAUAAUCCUUUACCCAAUAUCAGAGAGGGGCCGUGCCACCCUCUUACCAGCUAAACAGUUUCUGUCUCCCUGCUUACCUUCGAGACUGCUUACUGUUGUUUUCCACACUCAUUCUUCCUAAUCUUCCCCUCAGACCCAACCCCACACGUAAAUUUGACGGGGGCACAUCCACACCCAUUAAAGAACAGUGGGGCUGCUAUCCUAUAUGCUUUUACCUGGGAGUAAGUCCCACUGAACAAACAUGUAGGAUUGUGUUGCAAGGUUCUUCUGUGCCACAUUACGGAGUCACUUUAGAAGUCAUCUUGGGGGGGGAAAGCAUAGUGGUAAUAUAUGUAAUAUUCACAAUUUAGAAAUGACUCCUUUUUCGCCCUUUAAAGGUGUGUAUUCCAGGUCACAGUGCAAACAGAUGACUCCUUAAUAACCAUUAACCAUCCUAUUUGGCAUUAUCUUUCUGUGCAUGCCUGUAAGAAACUAUGGUGUUGGUGAAGUGGAUUAUAAUGAAAGUUAGGGAACUAGUGGGUGGUAAUUAUUCUGGAUUAAAUGCAGAUUAUUUACUCUUAGGUUUCACACACACACAAAGACACUUACUGAACAUAUAUCAGUGGCAAACAUUAUUUCAACACAAACCUUACAAUCCAUGCUUGAUUGCCCCCUUCCUUUAAAGUCCUACGAUGGGCAGACAUUCAACAGGUGAAACUUUUUUACAAUUUUGGCAAUUUUUACAAAGGAUUAACUCUUCCCUUCUCAUUAAGUUUUGUGUUGCUAUUUUAUUUUAUAUAAACCCAUAUUCUUGAAAUAUCCUUCUAUGGUUGAAACUUUGAUCUGCUCUUAACUGUCCAUAAUUUGCAACAUGAUCUCUUCCUACCUUGUUUUUCAUUCACUGCUUUAAAAUAGAGCUGUCUGAGAAUCCAUCCUUCCCUCCACUCAUUAUAAAAAACAAACAAACCUUGGUUCCCCUCUCUGUUUUGCUAAGAAACCAUAAUCCUUUCUUAAAAUCUCUAUCCGGUGUUUAUUUUCCACAAAAUUCAAAGCCAUAUAAGACUUGAUUCCAGUGUCUCUCACUCCAGAUCCACUCCUCCAGGCAUUACAAAAUCAGACUGACAUGCUUGCUUUCUUAUACUGCAUCAGACUACAAUUGGUUGCUUCUUUAGCCUUGCUUUUUAUAACUCCAUGAUAUCCCAGUACUUGUCAAAUGACACACACGCACGCUGUCCAUUCGGAGCUUGUCAUAGGUGGUUGGCUUGUUUUCCUGUACCAAUCUGCUUUUGUAACUUGAGAAAGAAACAUGUCCUUGAGGUAUAAACAGCUUUCUCUGGCAAGCUACAUAAAUCCUGAAAUGUUCUUAUGACCAAUUGCAUUUUAUUAGCACCUUUUACAACCACUGAAGGGUUUGCUGAAAUGAAAUACUAAGGGACAAGCUACAAUGUGACCAUGGUAGUUUUGUGUACUUAAAAAUGGAACUCUGAUAUCGUGAAGAUAGUGGGAAGUGCAUCUGAUUUUAACAGCAAAAGGAACUCAUGGGUGAGAUGUGCCGCCCCUUUACCUCUCACAGCCAAAGUCACUUGAUGUAUUAGAGCUCAGCAAAAGUACUUGGGAAAGAGGAUGCAAGGAGGUAAGGAAGUAGCAUUGUUCACUUCUCAUCUGAGUCCCCAUGUUUGCUGCUAAAAUCACAUCUCUGCCAUCUCAUUGUCCACUUAAACUCAUCAGGAAAUUAUCCUUUUUAAAUUUUCUCAUAGCUUGUAGGCCAAGAUUGCUCCUGCUGCCUUUGAAUUAUAGCCAUCGUACAUUAGGUAUUUUAACACAUGGCAGGGCGUCUUGCUGUAGGAUAAAGCACGAUCUAAGCUACCUCACCUUACAAACCCCUUCGGUAUAAUCCACAUAUUGAUUGUAGAAGCAAGCAAGGUGCCCAAAACGCAAUGUGUCUGCAGGCCAGGAAUAGUUCAGCAAAACCAUUCAAAAGGCCUUGGGCAAGCAAACCAAGCAACAAAAAAAGUGACGAGAAAUCUCAAGGGUCGCUAUAAGCCAAUAUUUAUAUUAUUUAAUACAUUUAUAUCUCACCUUUUUCCCAAGUUGGGAUUCAACAGAUGUGGCACUGAAGAUGAUGUUAGGUGCUUUUCUGUUGUUGCUUUUUUUAAAAAAAGUUCCCCCUCCCCUGGGACUAAUCCAUAGAAUCCAGUUUUCACCAGUUACAUGAAGUACCCAAAAAGUUAAUAUCAUUGAUUAGAUACAUAUUAUUUAGGUAUAUAUAUUUGGUUAUAUACUGUGGUGGGGGUAUCAGUGAGUUUUGUACUAGUUUCUUAAGGGCAGGAAUUGUGAAGGAGAGAUAAUAUUUAAGCGUGCAGAAGUAGAGGACAAGGAAUCAAAUCUCUGUCCAGAUUGUAAUUUACGUCCUAAGUCAGGGGUAUAGCCAACAUCAGGCAUUGGCAAACUCCGGCCCUCCAGAUGUUUGGCACUACAAUUCCCAUCAUCUCUGACCACUGGUCCUGUUAGCUAGGGAUGAUGGGAAUUGUAGUCCCAAACUUCUGGAGGGCUGGAGUUUGCCUAUGCCUGGCCAACAUAGUGACCGCCAGAUGUUUGUUGUACUACAGCUCCCACCCCUGACAGUUGAUCAUUCUGAACGGCACUAUGCUGGCAACUACUGCCCAAAGCCGUUAGCAAAAGCUGUUUUGUUCAUUAAAAAAACAACUCUUCAUACUCUUGAGUUUCUAUGAUUGCUAUCAUUUUAUGUGUUGGUUUCAUGCAUAAUUACACUCAGGGAGCCAUCUAGAUAUUUACAACCUUUCAUUUCAGUUGUCUGUAUCUCAUGUUUUUUGAAAAAAAUAAAAUAUCAGGCUGUCAGGGGUUCAGGGAGAGAGGCACAGGGUAGGCAGGAGAUGGAGAGCGAGGGGGAGGAAUUCCAAGCCAGCGAGGAAGAGGAUGACAAUGACUCAAGGGAUUCCAUGAGUCUUUCCAGCGAAUCAGAGGAUUCCCAGAAGGGGGCGCCGGUGGUCAAGGCCAGGGGAGCCCCAGGGGGGAAAUGUCAGGAGCAGGGUGCCAGCGGAGGAUCCCAAAGUGGCAGCUGGGCGUCAGGACCAGCCUCCCCACCAAAGUGCAGCGAAAGGGGUGGAGUUUCCAGUGUGUCAGAGGAAGCAGCUCCAGCAGCAGAGAAAGGAGGGGGGUCAGAGCAAGCCGCCCUCCCGGAAGGGGAGGGGAGCAGUGAAGGGAGUAGUGUAACUGUCAAAAGGAAAGUUAGAGGUGUGGCGCGCGCGCCUAGUUCAAAUGUAGAGGCGCGCGGAAGUGCAGGGAGCCCGGAGGAGGGGCCAGGUCCCAAAGCCCGCAGGAGGGGGGGAAGAGCAGUCUGAUUCCGCGUCAGAGGAAUCCAGAAGGGGGGAAACCCCAGUGGGUAGAAGGACCCUGCGGAAAAGGAAGGAGAGAAAGAGGUGGAGCAGCGCAAGUCUCUUAAAUUGGUGCAGAGGAGGGACUGACUCAGAGGGGACUUCGGCGGUCUAGCGUAAGAGACGUAAGGCUGCGCGCCUAGGAUGUCAAGUAAACCAUGAACUGCAAUAAACACCUUUGUAUACAAGAAGACGUAGGCGUUGGUCUUUUGUGAGCUAAGACUUGAGGCAGCCUUGACACAGGCCUUUGAUGAUACAAAUCCUUCCAAGGUUGUUUAAUUACUUGGAUGCCAACAGUAAGACAUUACUGAAAGGUAACAAACCCAAGAUCAGCUUGCAGAAAUGCCACCAAAGUGAGUGAGACUCACAUAAAUGGAAUACUCUGAAAUUUCUGUACAUGCUGGUUAUACUGUUAUGUAAUAUGCCGCACAAGCAGAGAAUCCCCCACUCAAGAUAUGCCUCCUAAUUUGAGGGCUACUUUAGCAGGAAGUCAGCCCACUGCACGUUUUCCAUCACAGCCUUGUUUUCAGUAAGGAAACAUUUGUAAAAUGUUCUGCGGUUACAUCAGUAACCCUACCUGACCCCAACCUAUUAUUAGAAGCCAUAGUCUUGAGGACAGAACAGGGCAGCUGGGCACUUGCUGAGGUUUAUUAUUAUUUAGAUGAUUGGAAAUUAGAGUACUGUAAUUGGCAGGCUAAGUCUGGAACAGGACUCCUCUUCUGCCUUCAGUUCCACCCCAAGUUAAUCUGGCCUUCUCACAUGCAGAAUAGAAUCUUCUGAAAUACUUUUUGCAGAGGUGGGGAGGCUGGGGCCCUAUGGAUGCUGUUGGAUUCCAGCUUCCAUCAGUCCCAGUCAGCCUCACCACUGGCCAGAGAUGAUUAUGUGAGUAGUAGUCCAACAAUAUAUGGAGGGCCAGUGUUUCCCUGUUUUAAUGACUGGACUAAAGUGCGGUGGUCACAUUUUGCAGUGGUAGCAGUCCAUCUGAGGCAUGCAUAAAAGCUAGGCCAGCUUAAAAGGCCCAUCUAUUCUGCUUAAACAGUGGCCAGCCAGAUUCAGGUAAAUUGGUUCUCAUAAUAAAUACCAAACACAUGCAAAUAAACACAUGCCAAUCGCAAGCACAAUGCCUUCUUUGGUUGUACGAAAGAGCAGAAGUCAUUGGUUCGUAUCUUGGUCACCCUCCUCUGCACAUGUUCCAGCUUCACCUGGUAGGUAGUUUGGCUAGAUUACUGGGACCUAUGGUCCAGGAGGUAGGAUGAAUCCCCUUUGGGUCAAAGCACAUUUGGCGUCUUCCUACUUGGCAGAUUACGACUGCACAGCCUGCAAUUGACACAACAGCUCUGUGGAUUGAAUGUGGUUAGCUUGGUAGCCAAAGUGACAACCUUCAACCUUACAGGCUAUUCUACAAAAGUUACCAGUUUAUUUACCCAGUCAUAUGUUAGCUAUUCAUGGCAUUUAGAUUUUGUGGAAGAGAAGAACCUGUUCUUCCAACCAAAUUACCCCACCUGAUUGCCAAGUGGUGAAUCUUGCAAGCUGCUGUGUUUGGCUGCUUGAAUCAUUGAAUCUUGGAGUCGGAAGGAACACCAAGGGUCAUCUAGUCCAACCCUCUGCAAUGCAGGAAUCUCAGCUAAAGCCUGUGGACUUUUAACAAAUAUUUGUAUGCCACUUUUCCAGACAAAACCCAUCCAAAGCAACUUAGCAACAAUAAAAUUGCUAAGAGUAACUGACAAAAUUGAAACAGACUCAGAACUCCUGCUCCUUAACCGUACUCUAGAUUGCAGUCAGUGCUAGUGUAGGCCAAACAAAACAAAUGAUUAUUUAAGGCCUUCUGAAAAGCCUUUGUAAUCACAUGCUGCCACUCUACUGGGGGUGUUAAUAGUGUGGAGCCACCACAGAAAAAGCCCCCACUCUUGUGAUCACCCACCUGAUAGAUCCAGGAGGUUUUCACAGUCCAGGGGAUGCCCUCAGAUGCUAGGGCCUCACUUACAGGAGGUAUAAGCCUCUCACUUAAGUAUUCAUAAGCAAGGGUAGUAUUGCAGAUACAGCACAGUCCAAACCAGGGGUUGGCAAAAAAAAUUAGCCGCGGGCCGGUCCACUGUCCCUCAGACUUUGUGGUGGGUCGGAGAAGCGGCGCUGGGGGGGGGGGGAGCUGGAAGAAGAGGCAAGGGGGGGCAAGUAGUCCUCCUCCCCAGCCCCACUUACCUUCCCAGGGGCUGCCGUCGCUGCUGCUUCUUGUGGGAAGGCAGAGCGAGCUCAUCCGCUCCACUCUCUGGCCCACAGGAGUACCAGAGUGGUGGCGGCAGAGUGAAGAUGAGCGGUGUGAAAGGGCUGGCUCUGGAGAGGGGCUGUUUAAAAUGGCGCCCAGCCAGCUCAGCCCAGCUCCCUUCCUCCUGUAGGCAGGGCGGGGAGAAGCCAGGAGGAGGGAGGGAUGAGGCGCCGCCACCACGGUGUGUGUGGGGGGGAAUGGAAUGGUGCGGGGUGUGGGGAAUGGUGCAGCCCGAACGAAUAGAAUCCCUAUGCCGAUCCAUGGACAGUCCGCGGGCUGGAUCCUGAAGGCAAUUGGGCCUAAUCUGGCCCCUGGUACUUAGUUUGCCAACCCCUGGUCCAAACAAACCAGGAUCAAGCAUCAAGAAUCAGUCUAGGUUCAAAUGUGAUCUAGGGAGAAAGGCAACAGUCCAAGGGCAGAUAGUUCAGGUAAGGCAGAAAAACUAGGAGCUAGAGACCUGUGUUAUUCCCAGCAAGUGGCAAGCUGGAGAUGGAGGCCUUAUACUAACUAGCCUUUUAAACCACACCCUGACCACCAGCUGCUAGCUAGUAAGGCCCAGAACAGUUUAGGGGUUGUGGGGUGGAGGGAAUAGGGGAUAAGUAUCAUUGUGUGAGUGGACUUCCUUCCAUGCGCACAUUCCCCACUUAGUGCUACACUGAAUUUCAUCCACAAUCGUAGAAAUAAACCUAAUGAGAAUCUGCAUCACUCUGCAUAGUACUGUUCUGUAUGGCAUUGUUAUAGUGAUCAAAGAGCCUCUGUUCCAGAAAGAGAGAGAAAUAAAAGGGAAGAGGUAACUUGGAGAGCUUCGUUUGUACACAUCACCACCUACAGGCACACCUGACAUUUGCAGCACAGUCAUUUGAAGUUUGUUCUGUCACUCCCCUCUGCAGAAGGGGAGAGGAGGGAGGUCAUAAGACUUGCAAAACCUGAUGCACAUCUGGGAUUAGCACAUACUGGAUCACCAGUAUGUGGUUGUGGUUUCCAGGAGUCCCGGCACCUUUGUUACUGCUAGAAAUGUUAGUAGUAACUUGAACCAGAAUUUUGUAAUCUGAUUUUUAUCUCUCUGUGCUAUUGCACCACAUUCUGCUAAUUGUGAAACAUUAGAUUUUACUAUGUAUUUGUUUAAUAUUACCGUACACUUUUUGCACAUUUUAUGAUUAUAAUUUUGCAUGAAAUGUAAAGUACAUGUACGUUUUUAAAGAGCCUGACAAAUAUUCAUGAUGUAGACUAAAAACUUAGAAAAUAUUUGUUUCACCUAGAAUAUUUCUCUGGGGUGUGUGGGGGGAUUUAUGGUGCUGUAUGUGUUAUGCAUGGUUAAAAAGACAGGGUUGUAGUUAACUAUCUUUUACUUGGAGUAGAUCUAUUGAAAUUAAUUGACCUAAGUUAGUUGUGGUCACUAAUUUCAGUGUGUGUUCUCUGCAUAAAAGUUGACUACAGCCCACUAUGAGUGAGUUAAAAGCACUGUAGCCAGAUGUUAUUUAACCAAAAAAGGUUUAGUUUAACAUGUUAAGUAAAGGUUUCUCGUGUUCAUUCAGUGACAGGAAAUUUAAUUGAAUUUGUACAAAUAUUUAUAUACUGCUUAUUCAUAAAUGAUAUCGGAGUGGUUUACAACAGUCAUACUUAAAACUAUAUGUCAGGGGUUCAGGAGCAGAGGCAAGGGCAAGGGAGGAAACAGAGAGCGAGGGGGAGGAGGCAGAAGAAAAGAUGAGUGAUGACGACGACCCGAGAUCUCCGAGUCUUUCCAGUGAAUCAGAAGAUUCACAGAAAGGAGCACCAGUGGCCAGGGCAAGGGGAGCCUAGGGGACGCCCCAGGAAGAUAGAGCCAGAGGGGACUCAGAGGGGAGCAGUUGGAAAUCGGGACCAGCGUCACCGCCAGAGAGCAGGGAAGAGGAAGGGAGCCAGGGAUCAAGCGCUGGCAGCUCACAGCAGGGGGGAGGGCACGAGUCAGGAGUGGCCACACCUCCAUCGGGGAGCGAAGAAACGGUCAGACGGAAGGUGGAAGGUUGGGCGCGCGCGCCAAGUUCAAAUGCACAGGAAGGUGGCACAGUAGGCAGCCCGGAAAGGGAGCCAGGUCCCAAAGCCCGCCGAAAGGAGGGAGAAGAGUCAGGAGCGUCAGCGUCAGAGGAAUCCCGGAAAGAAGAGACCCCAGGGGGCAGAGGGACCCAGAGAAGAACAGUCAGGCGGAAAAGGUGGAGCAGGGCUAGGAUAUUAAGUUGGUGUACAAGGGGCGGAGACUCAGACGGAGCUUCGCCGGUCUAACCAUGAGACGUAGAGUUGCACGCAGCAGUUUGAGAAUGGAAACUGUAACUCAAUAAAGACUUUUGUUUAAUGAUCGCUGGCUAGCGUGAUCCUCUGUGAGCUAGGAUCUGGAAGCAGCUCUGACACUAUACAAUAAAAAUAAGAAUAUUUUUAAACCAGAGAUCAACUAACUAUUUCAGAAGUGUAUAAAUUGCAGCUGUUAAGGGACACACUCUUAACAGACAUGCUGUUUAGGCAUCAUUUGUAUACAGUGGUGCCUCGCAAGACGAAAUUAAUCCGUUCCGCGAGAGUCUUCGUCUAGCGGUUUUUUCGUCUUGCGAAGCAAGCCCAUUGACGGAUUAGCGCUAUUAGCGCUAUUAGCGGUUUAGCGGCUAUUAAAGGCUUAAAGGCUUAGGGGAUUAGCUGCUAAAAGGCUAUUAAAGGCUAUUAAAGGCUUAGCAGAUUAGAUAAAGGGGGAAAAGCGAAAAAAACCUCAAGACUCGUAAGGUAUUUUCGUCUUGCGAGCAAGCCCAUAGGGGAAUUCGUCCUGCGAAGCAACUUCAAAACAGAAAACCCUUUCGUCUAGCGGUUUUUCCGUCUUGCGAGGCAUUCGUCUUGCGGGGCACCACUGUAUUAUCCUCUGCUGUUGCUAGUUCCAGUUUCACUGGAAUAGGUUAGUUCUUAUUCCACCAUGAAAUAGGGUGACUGUCAGUGGCCAUCUGACAUUUGCCCUCUUAAUUUCAGGGAAGUGAAAGUAAUGAAAGCCUUGUGGAGUAAAUUACUGGCCAAAAACAACUUGUUGUCAUCACCAUAACUACGUUGAGUGUCUUCUGAAAGAGACUGUAGGAACCGCUCAACAAAAUUUGUUUCAGGCAUGCACUGUUGUCUGAUUACAGUGGUACCUCGCAAGACGAAUGCCUUGCAAGACAAAAGACGAAAGGGUUUUUUAUUUUUUGAGCUGCUUCGCAAGACGAUUUUCCCUAUGGGCUUGCUUCGCAAGACGGAAACGUCUUGCAAGUUUUUUUUUUUCUUAACACCGUUAAUACAGUUGCGACUUGACUUCGAGGAGCAACUCAUAGAACGCGGUGUGGUAGCCUGUUUUGAGGUUUUUAAAGACUUUGGUGAUUUUUGAAGCUUUUCCAAAACUUUCCCGACACCGUGCUUCGCAAGACGAAAAAAAUCGCAAGACGACAAAACUCGCGGAACGAAUUAAUUUCGUCUUACGAGGCACCACUGUACAGUUACUUAAUUUGCACUGAAAUACCAUUCUCAGCCUGGCAGGCCAAGGUUACCUUUGGAGUGCUUACAGAAUGUUUCCACAUCAGUAUUAAAUUGUCCCCUUGGAACUCUUUCAUGGACAUUUUGAUAUUGCCAAACUUACUUUGUUGUGCCAAGUCUCUCCCUCUCUUCUUCCAAAACGUAUUUUAGUUUGCUGGAGAAAAUAGUUUAACGUUUAGGUGGGAAUGUCAACCUGGGCCCAGUGCUGGCCUGUAUGCCAAUCCUCUAUAAAGUUAAUGAUAAAUCUUUCAUUGACAUAACCAGAUGUAGACAAUGGCAGCCUUUGGAAACAUAUUUCACCAUCUGAUAUAGCAGGAGAGCUACAUUUUGUCUACACUGUGGGGCAGAUUCAAAAUGAGGAUCAUUUUGCUUCAUGGAUUCAGCACUUAGGUCUGUUUCACACCAAGAUACAUGUAUGUAUUAAGGUAGUAGUUCUAUAAACAGAAGAGCUUCACUUGCAGAAGUAAAUUCAUACAUCAAGGCUGCCAGGCAGACCCUCUUUUGCACCCAUCUGCUUGUUUGUGUUUAGUGAGGGUUGGGUAAUCCAGGAUUUAGUAUGCAGCCUGUGUUGGACAGGGCUGCACUCCUCACAGGAAGUUGCCUUACACCAAGCCAUGUCAUUAGUUUAUCUAGCACUGCUAGGGAUGCAGGUGGUGCUGUGGUCUAAACCACUGAGUUUGCCGAUCAGAAGGUUGGCGGUUCAAAUCCUCGUGAUGGAGUGAGCUCCCGUUGCUCUGUCCCAGCUCCUGCCAACCUAGCAGUUCGAAAGCACACCAGUGCAAGCUGAUAAAUAGGUACGGCUGUGGCGGAAAGGUAAACAGCGUUUCUGUGUGCUCUGGCUUCCGUCGCGCCAGAAGCAGUUUAGUCAUGCUGGCCACGUGACCUGGAAAGCAGUCUAUGGACAAACACUGCCUCCUUUGGCCUGAAAGUGAGAUGAGCACCGCACCCCAUAGUCAAGUUUGACUGGACUUAACCGCCCAGGGGUCCUUUACCUUUUAUACCUAUCUAGCACUCUAUUGUUUGCACUGACUGGCAGCUCUCCAUGAUUUCAGACAGGGGUCUCUCCAGCCUUUCCUGGAGGUGCCAGGGAUUAAAUAUGGGAUCCUUCUGCAUGCAAAGAGCAUCAUAGAAUAGAAUAGAAUCAUAGAGUUGGAAGAGACCACAAGGGCCAUCGAGUCCAACCCCCUGCCAAGCAGUAUCCUUUACUACUGGGGCAUUGCCCAGCCACUUUUAGGAUGCAGAGUUGUAGUCCAUCUGUCUCUGCUUCUAAUCACUGCUGCUACCUGAUCAUCCAGGAGUCCUUUGUCUAGGUUUUGUUGGCUAUUUCACAGAUUAGUUGGGCUGCAGAAAGCGUGCUGGAGAGACCACACAUUCAAGAAACGCAAAAGUAACUUUUGCUUGGUUUAAUAACAAAUAAAGUGGUACCUCGGGUUAAGAACUUAAUUCGUUCUGGAGGUCUGUUCUUAACCUGAAACGGUUCUUAACCUGAAGCACCACUUUAGCUAACGGGGCCUCCCGCUGCCUGCACGAUUUCUGUUCUCAUCCUGAAGCAAAGUUCUUAACUCAAGGUAAUAUUUCUGGGUUAGCAGAGUCUGUAACCUGAAGCGUAUGUAACCCGAGGUACUACUGUAACAAAAACAAAAAUUCCUUUUACACUAAAUUACAUUAUAUCCAUAAGUGUGACCCAUCCACCAAGGUACUGAGAGAGCUACAUGCUGCUCUUUAUAUACUAUACCCAACAGCUUAAUUAACAUAACAGCACCUGCUAUACUGCUUCACAGCUGUAAAACUAGGUCAUGUUAUUUGCUCUGGCCCUUAAAGACAUACAAAUCUCGUGAAACAAUAAUGAAACCUAAAAUUUAAAGAAACCAUUCAACAGGUUUGACUAUUACACCACCUGUGUUCUUUCCUGGAGAUGACUGACCUGGCCACAGUCACACAUGCUUUAGUAACCUCUAAACUGGAUCCCCGUAAUGUGUGUUUGGUGGGACUGCCCUUGAAAAGCAUCCUGAAACUAUGCUGUUUCUUAGUAUUGUCUGAGGCAAUCUGCAGUGAAUCAUAUCUCUUUUACAAUUUUUGCCCAUUUGGGUAUUUCCCCCUCUUUAAAAUACAACUUGUGAAAGUGUACCAAAGAAGCCUGUGAUAGUAAUAAUGAGUAGAUCACUAGUAGGUUCUCGGGAAUCUGUUUUGUGUUAGGUGCAGCAGAUGAAAGUUAAUAGUCUAAGGCAGCUAACUAGAAGCUAUCAGUUUGGGGGAAAUCUGACUUGAGUGCAUGUGCAUUUUCUAGUUAAGUUUUUAAUAAGAUGAUUCAGCAUCUCUCUUCAGCAUACCAAAGGAGAAAUCAGUUUUCUCAAGCUGUUGUAAAAUGACAUGUGGUUCAUCGCUAUGUGAGGCAAAUUACUGGAAAAAUCUCUGUUCUACCCGUACUUUAAAAAUAGUUAAGAUAGCUAAGAUUUCUGCCACCUGCAAAUGUACUGAGUGCUUCUCCAAUCAACAGAAAUAGUAUUUGGAACUAAAAACAAGAGGCGUGAUCCAGAGAGAUGUACAAUUAGAAGUGAAUUUUGCAUGUCUAGCCAUUCCAACAGUCAUUGGUUUUGAUGUUGUACGUUACCUUCUUUUCAGACAGAAUCUAAAUCCACUCAUUCCCUAUAUUGUCAUGGAUUUGGGUUGCUUUUUUAAAAUAAAAAGUUGUAAUGUAAUGAUUACCUCUGGCUAGAGCAAACAUUACAAGAAGGGAUACUUUUUCAGUACAUUAAGCAUUAUCUCACUUUCCAUCUGUUUAUGAAACUGUUAGCAGAAGCCACGUAGCUCCAAUCACACAUUCAUUUGGCUCCUCUUCUAUAACAAAGAUAACAUAAUCUCUUUGCUAUCCUGAGUUUGGUAGUCUCUUUUGAAGGCCCAAAAGAUAGCUUGCUUGAUAAAUUAUCCCAAUUUGGAGCUUUUCGUGGUACAAAAAAAGGGGUCAGUUCUUACAGCAAGCCAAGUGUUCCCGUUAAGUAGCUAUAAAGGUGCGCCUUGGGUUUCAGUAAUUCUGUAGGUGAGCAAAGACUGAAUCCAAGCCCAGAGAAAACACUACCCCUUUGCUUCAGAUACCGCUAAUGGGAUCUUUUUGCUUUGCAAGACUUGUCCAUCUUGCUGCUAUGGUUGUCAGCUUAUGGUUGUAAUUGGUUACUGAACCAUAUUGGGUGCAUAUCGCUUGCAUGAGAUUAGAUAGAUCCUGGUAACUCAGUAGUCCAGGCAUAGGCAAACUCGGCCCUCCAGAUGUUUUGGGACUACAACUCCCAUCAUCCCUGACCACUGGUCCUGUUAGCUAGGGUUGAUGGGAGUUGUAGUCCCAAAACAUCUGGAGGGCCAAGUUUGCCUAUGCCUGCAAUAGUCUAUAGGAUGCUGUUCAAGUUAGUUUCACAAUGGAGAAGCAACAUUAUUCCUCCAGAGUUAGUCUCUUAUAAAAAGUAUUCCAGGGUAUCUGUAUCCAGUGUUUUGUUUUUUGGUUUUUUUUGGGGGGGGGGUACGCAGGGGGUACGCAUACCCCUAAACAUUUUGUGAAUCUAAGUUUGGCCUCAUUGGGGGGCAGUAUUUCAAUAUGAGUAGGAAAAUGAGAGUAUCCCCCAAACACUUUUUAGAAGAAAAGCACUGUCUAUAUGGAUAACUUAACCAGAAGUAUAUUGUACUGUAUUUGUACGAAAUUUAUGCAGGUAUAUUUAAGACCUCUGCAUGGCCCGUUUCAUUAUGAGAACAGGGUCCCAUGAUAAAAGAAUAAAAUAGUUAAAAGAAUAAAAGAGCUUUUAUUCUUGGAUUUUACUCACUAUAGACAGGGUCUUGCUAGAUUUAUAGAAUGUGGCCAUCUAGUGGCACAGAUGUAAAAUGAAUAGAAUAAUUUAUUAAAACCCCUGUGUUGUGAGAAUAAUGCUUCUUUAAGCCUUGUGAGAUGCAGAAUAUGUUUAAAAUGCAGUGGUACCUCUAGUUAUGAACUUAAUUCAUUCCGGAGGUCCAUUCUUGACCUGAAACUGUUCUUAACUAGAGGCGUGCUUUCACUAAUGGGGCCUCUUGCUGCUGCUGCGCCACCAGCACACGAUUUCUGUUCUCAUCCUGGGGCAAAGUUCUCAACUUGAGGUAACUCUUCCAGGUUAGCGGAGUUUGUAAUCUGAAGCGUUUGUAACCUGAAGCAUUUUUAACUCGAGGUACCACUGUAUAUCCCUGUGGCCAGUGCUUUUUUUUUCUUUAAAAAAAAAAGUUUAGGGGUACUCUCAUUUUGACUCAAGACAACCACCAUUUUACAGUUCAAAUCGGGGGAAAUAAAUACAGUAAAUGGACAAAAGUACAGAAAUUCACAAAAUGUUUAGGGGUAUGGGUACCCCUGCGUACCCCCAGAAAAAAGCACUGCCUGUGGCUAAAAUAAGGAUUGAAGCUAAAGAACGUCCGUGGAGGUUUGGGUGGAUAUGGGCAGCCCACCCUCCUCAGACAGUAUUUCUUCCAAUUUGUCAGUGUUCAUCAUAUUUACAAAGAAGUAAUUUCCUACUGUAUUCAAUGGAGGCAAGUGUGUUGCAGUAUUAUGCUUCUUUAACACCCUCUGAAUAGGAGAUAAACGGCUUAACUGUGCAAGAUUGGAACUUUUAAUAUUUUUAUUUAACAAAACAAAAUGUGUGCAUGUUGCUUUUCUCCCAGUAUUAUUAUUAUUAUUAUUAUUAUUAUUUUCUUUUAACAACAACAACGCUUGUGAUUAUAGUUUAGAAAAAAAAGAGGGAAAUUUCUGGAUUCAAAUAGAACUUAUGCAGAAUUACAGCGACAAAAUGUCUGUAAAAUUAAAUAAAAAUGCAUUCUAUUUCAAAAUGAAUUAACCAAAUUGAAAAAGAGGAUUGGAAGGAAGGGGGGAGGGAGAGAGAGAAACAAGAAACUAUAUCAUCACCUUCUGACAGUAGAUGUAACCACCCUCCCCAAACCUGACUUCAAAACAGAGUAGUUUGUUUUGUUAUGACUUCCAUUUUUCCUUCCACCCACAAACCCCAUGGUAUUGGUAAUUCUCAAACACACAGCUUCGUUGUGAAACAGAGUUGGGUGAUCACACAAAUAUAUUGAUUAAAAAAACCCCACCAAAAUAUAUUGAUCAGAUUCACCAUUUUACCAUGUCAACUUCCAUAAUGUAAGUUAUGGUACCUGCUCUCAUCGUAUAAAUGUAUUUUAAAAGCAUGCUUUUGUGUUGUUAUAAUUAUUAUUACAGUGGUACCUCAGGUUACAAACACCUUGGGUUACAAACACUUUAGGUUACAGACUUCACUAACCCGGAAGUAGUACCUCGGGUUAAGAACUUUACCUCAGGAUGAGAGCAGAAAUCGCACGGUGGCAGCGGGAGGCCCCAUUAGCUAAAGUGGUACCUCAGGUUAAGAAUGGUUUCAGGUUAAGAACUGACCUCUGGAACAAAUUAAGUUCAUAACCAGAGGUACCACUGCAUAUAAAUGUGUUUCUUUUCAUAAAUCUGAUGAGUACACUUACUAUACCGAAUCUUUAAAUAUAUGGUUUCUUCCUCUCUCUCUCUUUUUUUCAAGGUCUCUUCCUGGGACAACAGCUGCUGAAUGUGCAUCAAAUUUAAAGAAAAUCUACACAGUACAAACUGUGCAGGUAACAAAGAUGCUGCAUAUGAGAAUUUCAUGUUGCAAUAUAAAAUCCCAGAUAUUAUCGAUAGACCAAACAGGUUUUUUUUUCCAGGGCUGAGAUGUAACUUCUAAUCUAACAAAAAAAUUGAAAAAUCAGUCAGUUUGGUUUAUGAUAAGGCAUUGUAUUACGAUCAGUAGAAAUUAGGGAAAAAAUGCUUUUUGCAAACACCCUUUACAGGUCUAAAGUCAUUGUUAUUGCAGGAACAGAAAACUUAUUAUGUAUCACUGAGUUUGCCCCUAAUAAAAUGAUCAUUCUUUGUAUAUUAAAUUUAAAAGUAUAGGUUUUAUUAAAAAAAGAAAAAGCCACACAUUUACUCAUUUACUUAAAAAAAAAUUUUUUUGUCAUGAAUGGAUAUAUAAGUUGCUGAACUGUAGGGAAUCCAGCAUCAGUUUCUGCUAGUUUAUGAUAAACAGGCAAAAAUUUGAAGCUGAGAACAGAAGAAUUCCUCAGUGCUAUAGUAAAACAAAGAAAAUUACUGUGUAGUCUAACUUGGUCUCAUCACAGUGUCAAGCAGACACAGAAAGUGCUCAUUUUCAGGAAGCGGGGGUUCUGUGAAUACUAAUUUUGGUGCAUGAAACAAAAGGAAUUGGAGGCCGUGUGAUGUAAAGGCCUUGUCACCAUGUUGCAGUACAGAUGGCCAGAAUCCCAGGCUGCAUUCCUGCUGCCAGUGUCCGCUCCCCAUCUUUUGAGGCCUACUCAGGAAGACAGAAAUGGACCCACCAAUCUGUAUAGACCAAACAUCAACAUGAGAAAGCCCACAAGCAAAAAAGGCACUGAAUAAUUCUCCCUUAUAUUGUGGGAAAUUCCAGUGCUGCCUUGGAAGCAGAAAUGCAACCUGCUCUUGCAUUUGAAAGUUGUGCUGUACUUCUUGUUCUCAGUGUACAGGGAUUGUAAUGAUCUGAUUCAAGGUUGUGUCCAACAACGUCAUUGCAUGAGUGGAACAACGUCUGUUUAUGCCUUGGAUCGUAGCUCCCCCCCCCCAGUGUGCACCCCCAACUUGCUCUGGAGAAUUGGGGGGUCCCUUAGAGCAGAUAUUUGUGGGGGGAGAAGUUCUGUUGCACAAGUGGAAGAUGCUCCCCCCACACAGUGAUUUGGUUAGAUGCAACCAGCUGUACAUUGUCUUGCAUGAAAUUCUUCCCUGAGUAGUCUCUUAAGUUUUACUCAGAACAGAUCUGUUGAAAUCACUGGACAUAACAUUGUUGUUUAGUCGUUUAGUCGUGUCCGACUCUUCAUGACCCCAUGGACCAGAGCACGCCAGGCACUUCUGUCUUCCACUGUCUCCCGCAGUUUGGUCAGACUCAUGUUUGUAGCUUCGAGAACACUGUCCAACCAUCUCGUCCUCUGUCGUCCCCUUCUCCUUGUGCCCUCCAUCUUUCCCAACAUCAGGGUCUUUUCCAGGGAGUCUUCUCUUCUCAUGAGGUGGCCAAAGUAUUGGAGCCUCAGCUUCACAAUCUGUCCUUCCAGUGAGCACUCAGGGCUAAUUUCCUUAAGAAUGGAUGCGUUUGAUCUUCUUGCAGUCCAUGGGACUCUCAAGAGUCUCCUCCAGCACCAUAAUUCAAAAGCAUCAAUUCUUCGGCGAUCAGCCUUCUUUAUGAUCCAGCUCUCAUAACUUAGUCAUGUUCUUUAAUUUCAGUGAGUCCACCGUGAGCAGAACUUAGUUGAAUACCACCCAUAGUCUUUAGUUUGGGGGAGUAAAGGCCAGGUAGGAAUAUAUGCACAUGGUUGUCUUGAAGAUUUUGCACCCCAGGAUUCCCCUUACCCAAUUUCUUAGUAGCAGCUAGUGGCAUAACAUAAUUUCUCUUCUCCAUGCACUCCUCCCAUGCACACUCAAAAAUCUGUACACUCAGAAAAUAAAAAAAAACCACAGAGCAGAUAUGUGGAGGCACAUGAAAGGGAAGGUGAAGAUUCAUUGCCGAAACAGAAUUCAUUCUGCUUGUUCAAUGGCUUCAUUGGAUGCAACCCUUUGAAUGUUCAAUGCAGAACUAGUUAGCUAUAGGUAUACUGGAUAGUUGCCCUUUCAAAAAUAAUAAUUAAAAAGCAUGCUUAAAAUGUCAUGUUUAAAAUCAUUGUUUAAGAUGCUUAUUGUUGAUUCAAUUCCCUUGUUGUUUAGGAUGUUGGGGGUUCCUUGUUUUCUUUAUGAAGAUAACAUUAUAGCUACAAUUUACUUUAAAAUGUGUUAGUUGUUUUGCUGAAAGUUAUGGGCUGCAAGUUUAAGGGGUGACUUACAAACUCAUCUGAGAGGGCAUUGAAUACAGAACUGUUGCAUUAUUGAAGAUUAGUUGUAGGCUAGUGGCUCAGUUUCUACCACGGUGGAAGAAAACCAGCUUCCUUAGGAAACACAACUGGGUCUAGUUCCAAUACCUUGCAUUUUGCUUGAAACUGUUUCACUUGGUUAUUGCUUUUUAAAUCACUGUACAGUGGUACCUCGGGUUAAGUACUUAAUACGUUCUGGAGGUCCGUUCUUAACCUAAAACUGUUUUUAACCUGAAGACCACUUUAGCUAAUGGGGCCUCCUGCUGCUGCUGUGCUGCCGGCACACGAUUUCUGUUCUCAUCCUGAAGCAAAGUUCUUAACCUGAAGCACUAUUUCUGGGUUAGCGGAGUCUGUAACCUGAAGCGUCUGUAACCCAAGGUACCACUGUAAUAGUUUUGGACUGUAUCUUAUAGUAACCCACCCUGGCAUAUUCUGGUGAAGAGCAUAUAGGAAAUCAAAAAGUCUUGGUGUAGCUAUCCUUCAGGUUAGGGAAGCAUGUAGAAAAAACAAGAGCAACACCCUGUUCCCUAUUUCUGAACAUGGAGAGCUCUCUUAUACCAAGUCAGUUCCUUGGACUGGCAGUGACUCUCUUGCAGGGGGUGGUCUUCCUUAUCUGGAGAUGCCAGCGAUUGAACCUGGCACCUCUUUCAGGCAUAGCAUGUGCUGUACCACAGAGCUAAACAAAGCAAGGAAAUGCCGUGCUGUUAUGUGUGAAUUUACGAAGUGUAAUAAUUCUCUUUAGAUCUUCUGGAGUGUUUAUAACAAUAUUCCUCCUGUGACAAACCUGCCUCUGAGAUGUAGUUAUCAUUUAAUGCGUGGAGAAAGACGGCCGCUGUGGUAUGUUUAUAUUCACAUUAUUAUGGCACUCUGGGCACAAACUGCAUUCAUUAUUUGUUUAUUUACUUGUAAGUUAGAAGAAAUGGGGAAAAAAUAGAAACAAAAGUGGAGAGGCAGGGGCAGGGGGAAGAUCAGAAGGUUAUUUUUUAAAUAAAAAACAACAACUAUGUUUAGUAAACAUGAUAAAUUACACUGAAAUGGUUUUUGUUUGCCCAUGGUGUUUUUUAAACGUUAAUAUUAUGCAAUAUGAUUUUCGCAUAUAAUUGCCUAAAAGUAGGCUUUGCAAAAUCAAGUUAAAAUAUGUUGAAAUUUUGGUUAUUUGUGGCAAGUGCUGCAUAGACAAGGCUGGGCUUCAGGGAGCUAUGCAAUCAGUUGCCCUCUCUCAGCAUAAACUUUGGAUUUAUGUUUCUUGAACAGUAGAUCACUUUUUCAUGUGGCAGACCACCUUUGAAAUGGAUACAAAUGCAGAGAUACAAGUGGAGUUUUGCGGGUGGUGGUGGUGGGGCACAUCUUAUGCUCACAAAGUGCAGUAUCCUGCUGGGAGUGCUCAAGGUCUUGGACAUGCCUGAAGUAGCCAUGUCCAAUGUAUUUAUAAAGGUAAAGGGUAAAGGGACCCCUGACCAUUAGGUCCAGUCACAAAUGACUCUGGGGUUGCGGCGCUCAUCUCGCUUCAUUGGCCUAGGGAGCCGGCAUACAGCUUCCGGGUCAUGUGGCCAGCAUGACUAAGCCGCUUCUGGCGAACCAGAGCAGCGCACAGAAAUGCCGUUUACCUUCCUGCCGGAACGGUACCUAUUUAUCUACUUGCACUUUGACGUGCUUUCGAACUGCUAGGUUGACAGGAGCAGGGACCAAGCAACGGGAGCUCACCCCGAUGCGGGGAUUCGAACCGCCGACCUUCUGAUCGGCAAACCCUAGGAUCUGUGGUUUAACCCACAACACCACUCACGUCCCAAUGAAUGUAUUUAUAGAAAAAAAACAAAAAAAACCCCUAUGGAUCUUGCAGACUUGAAUCAAACUUCUGCUUACUUGGAUGUUGAUGCUGACAACUUGCUCUUUUUAAAACCUAAGACCAAAAUGCGGUGCACGUUCUUGUUACACGCACAAUGUUUUUCCCUUAAAACCAUGAGAAGAGUCUACUGAGGAAAGCAAGACAAAUACUGUAAAUCAUAAAACAGUCUGUACAAAUGAACGUGUUUUUUAAAAAACACACAUGGUUUUUUUAAAGGCACUUGCUGCUUAAGCUGCAGUUCUGAAAAAAGUACUGGCCAUCAAUGGGGAAAGGCAACAAACCAUUAUGCCUGUCUUGUAGACUCAGGAAGUUAAUGUUAUGAGGGGCUGCAUCAGUCUACAGUAGAGGUGUAAACAUGGGCAGAUUGCAAAAGUGAGCAACACUUGAUAAAAUUGCUGCUUUGGUGAGCCUCACCUAGUUUGCUGACAAGUCCCGCCCGCACAUGAUGCAAAAAGUCAUUAUACCCAAGAUCAAGGUGAGCUGUAUGUUUGGGCAAGUGUUUUUGUCUCUUCCGAAAUUAUUUUAGACUUGCUUAUAGGGGAUUUGUUCCCUUUUUUUCUAUGCUAGAAGGAUGCCAAAGGGAAAUGAAAGCUGUUCUGUUUCCUUUCAUACCUGCACUUGUAUUUGAAAGCUGCAUCUAAGAGGGGCCAUAGUUUGAAGGUCAUAAUUGAAAAAAUAUGCUUGUUUCUUCUGAAGUCCCCUUGAUCAAAAGUUUCACAGUCACUUUUUUGUAGGGGAAAAUUGGUAGCACUAAUGUCACAGCUAAGUCAUUUCCUUUUAAUUAUUUUGAUAGCGGCCUUGUUUUUGUCUUCUAAUUCAUGAAAUGUGGUUUAAUAAUCAAGAUUAUAACAAUGUUUGAGGAGUGUAUUUAUUAUAUAUAAUAAACCAUAGACUUGCGUGCCUUCCCUGCCUUUUUCACUUAUUCCGAAACUUUCACCAGCGGAACUGCCUAUCCACAACCCAGAUUUUGCUUUAAAUGGCACUAGAAUGUAUACUUGUAUCAUAACUGUUAGGUUCUGAAGUAGGGUUACCUAAAUUGCAGUAUAUUAGUCAACAAAGUUAUUCUAUUAGUGCAAAGACUUUCACCUGUGCACCAGGUAUCCUCUCCCUAUGCAUCCUUCAAUCUGUUCUAGAGGUUCCUCCAGCCCUUUGAAGCAUAUUGGGCGGGGUGGGGGGGGAAGUCUCAACACGCAGGAAGAUGGCCUUUGCACUGUUGGGACAAACUUGUUGGAUAUGAUCCAUGAUAAAUACAUGUUUAGGUAUGAUCAGGCUAUGUUCAGAAAAAUCUUUUCAUGCACCAGCAGAUUACUCAGAGUCUGCCUACCAUUAGGCAGUGUGAAGCAGUUGUUUCAGGCAGCAGGUGCUGGAGGACAGUAGCACAAUAGGUUUCAUUUUUUCCUCAAAGUACGUCAAGUCCUGCAACUUCUAUGAAGUAUGAACAAGCUUUCCAUUAUUAUUAUUUUGACUGAUUUAUUGUGUUGGCUUGGGAAGGGGUGAAGAACUAAAGCAGGCAUAGGCAAACUCGGCCCUCCAGAUGUUUUGGAACUACAACUCCCUUCAUCCCUAGCUAACAGGACCAGUGGUCAGGGAUGAUGGGAAUUGUAGUCUCAAAACAUCUGGAGGGCCGAGUUUGCCUAUGACUGAACUAAAGCCUGACCUGUUGACCACUAGGCAUCCUAUUUGGUCCUUUCCUAUAUUCUGAGAAUUCCCUAGGCAUUUCCCCCUGCUUCAGAGCUAAAAAACUUGCAUUUAUUUUUAUGUUUAAAUGAGGUAAGAUUCUGGGCUGUUGGAAUCUGUGCCUUUGCACUGUACCUAGGUGUAAAAAAAUUGCCAGUCUGUGCAGCCAAGCUUUGUUUUUUCCUCACAACUCAGGGAAGAAGAAAGCAAUGCCAAGGGAGGUGUGUGGAAAAUGAAGGUCCCCAAAGACAAUACGGUACGUGCUUAACAUUAUAUAUAGUCGUACCCAGUUGGUUAUGGUGAUGCAGGUGCGUGUGGUCUACUUAUUUAACUGUAAAGGAUCACUCACACUAAACUUCAGUUGUAUAAUGAGAUGACCUUUUUUAUUUUUUAUCAUGGAUAGCUCAAGACAUUUUAUGUCUGCCAGUGUAGUGUAGUGGUUAAGAGCGGUGGACUUGUAAUCUGGUGAACUGGGUUCGUGUCUCCACUCCUCCACAUGCAGCUGCUGGGUGACCUUGGGCUGGUCACACUUUUCUGAAGUCUCUCAGCCCCACUCACCUCACAGAGUGUUUGUUGUGGGGGAGGAAGGAAAAGGAGAUUGUUAGCCACUUGAGACUCCUUAAGGGGAGUGAAAGGUGGCAUAUCAAGUUCAAACUCCUCCUCCUCCUCCUCUUCUUCUUCUUCUUCUUCUUCUUCUUCUUCUUCUUCUGCCUCUAAUAGCAUUCUGAAGUGUGUGUUGUUUUCUGAGCAUCAGACUUCCACUCAUGUGGGUGCUGGCUGCUUAAAAGCUGCUGGCACUGUUACUAUUUUCUUCAGAUGACCGUUGUAUAUUUAUCAGACAGCCAGUAUCUUCACUUUUACUUUUGCCCUCUUUCCUGCCUAUAGUAUCUGGUUUGCUCCAGAACAGAUUUGGAUGCAUGAUCAUUGAAGUUUUGAUUGAAGUUGGUGUGAUAUCCAACUAAAUCAUACUCUGAGUAAACCCUAUGAAAUUAAUGGGCAAGUCCACUGGUUUUAUGGUUCUGCUUUGAGCAUGAAUUAGCUGGAUAUCACCUGUUGAAUAUGUUCAAGUUAAACAUAUAGAUAUAAUUUUUGUGAAAUUGUAAUAAAAUGCACCAGAAUAAUGUUGAGGCUGUUGCAGACAGUAUAGCUGUUCAAACUGCAAAUGGAAUACUUACUGAAAUGUAACCAGCUUCUUCAUUUUCUUGGUUUUUUGCUAGUCUGCAGUUUGGAAAGAACUGUUGCUUGCUACAAUUGGGGAACAGUUUACAGACCGCUGUGCAGGAGGUGAGAAAGUACUUCCUGUUAUUUGCUUUUGUCUUGAUUUUUUGAGCACCCCUUGCUUAAGUUUUAAGCAUAAAAUAGGUGCAGCACAGAAAAGGUUACUCAUUGCUAGCAUAAUUUACAAAUAAAAAUCCCCUGCUGACACUUUUCAUCCUAUCAAAGCGCAUUGUCCCUUUGCCUGAUUAAGCCUAGGGAGAGGGAUUGAUUUUCUCCAACUUUGUUCAGGCAACCUCCAUAAUCCAAGCGAAUUAUCCAACUGUUUGAUCCUUGCCAGGAAAAGAAUGUAAAUGUCUUCACUUGCCAUCCUACUUUUGUUUUUUUGUUUUUUGUUUUUUAAAUAAUAUUUAUUGCUUUUAUACCUUACAAAAAGAAAAAAAGAAAAAAGAAAAGAAGAAAAAAAAGGCAAAAGAGAAAACAAUACAAUACAAUAUAUAAACAAUACAAAACGCAACAUUAACAUUAACACAUUAAACAAAACAAAAGCAAAAACAAUUCAAAAACACGCAUCAUACCAUCUCAAUAUCCUCUCUUUCAUUCCCUUGUUUCAUCGACCUCCUCUCACCUCCCUUUUUGUAUUCCAUUUCUAUUAAUUGUUUCAGCAAACCCUUUCCAUCUUUCUCUAUUGUCUGUCAUGUAAUUAUCUUAACAUAUUUUAACCUUAUUUUCCAUUAAUACUAUAAUACUUAUUUAUACUUAAUUCCUUAGAAUAUUUCUACUAAAGCCGUAUAAUUCCCUUCCAACAUUUUUCUAACACUCAUUAAUUUUACAUUAUUUCCAUAUAUAGAUUUUAAACUUUUUCCAAUAUUCUUCCACCGUCUCUUCUCCCUGGUCUCGGGUUCUGCCAGUCAUUUCCGUCAAUUCCAAAUAGCCCAUCAACCUGGUGAUCUUCUAUCCGAGGCUCUUAACUCUUUUCCAAGUCCCUUCUGCAAGUCUUCUUCAUAUUUAUACAUGCACAUUACUUUGUCUUCUCCUGAUCUUGUUCUUAUUUUCCUUCCUUUGAUGCUGAAAAGUAGAUCUCCGGGAAAUUCCCAUCUAGCAAUGUUUUUAUUCCUUCUUGACAAGUCAGCCAAAUCUCCAUAGUUAGAACUGAAAUUCAAAAGAUAUUUCCAGUCGUGUUUCAAAGUUCCUUCAAGUCGGGCAGUCCCCACAACUCCAGUCUCCUUCUGACCCAAGUCCAGGUCCCAAAGGUCAAUCUCCAGUCCAAGCGGGGCUCCAAUCCUAAAAAUCUGACUUUCUCUAAAUUUAGUCUUGGAAGGCAUCAACUUAUAAUCAUCAAAUUGCAACUGUAAGGCUGGAGCUCUCUCCCUCACCACUUGUGCCGCUUUAGGUUCCACAGCAAAAACUUUCUUCCCUGCCUUCUCCUCAAUUUGCCAUGUCAAAAUAGAUCCCUGUAUCAAUUCCUGAAUAAUCUCUGUACUAAUGUUGACUUUUUGUGCCAAGUUAGUCACUUUUUGUUCCAAGUUAUCAAUUUUUAUAGUCCUCGCAUCCGUCUUCUUAUAAAGCUGUUCCAGUGAAUCAUUAAUCUUACAAAACGCAACCACUAAGGCUUCUUCUGUCAACACUCUUAACGAUUCAAGGUCAAUCCCAGAUUCUCUCAGUUUUAUCUUGCAGGUGGAAAAUUCCCCCAGCUCAGCUCUUGUAACAAUUUCAAAGGCUUCCUCUAGGGGGAAACAAUUUCUAUUUGUAUCAAUCCUUUUAAGCACAGUUCAAACAAUAAAGUUAGCUUCAAUUUUCAGUUACUUUUACUCCUUUUUAAACGCAGAAGGAGACAAUGGAAACAAUGUAUUUCUCUUCUUUAACUUACUGUCAGCAGACGAUCUAUUCACAGUCAAUGAGCAUAUCCGAAACUUCAAUCUUUACUAGCAGCCCGUUUCCAGGUUCAGAGCGGUGGUAAUUUGACUUUCUUCACUCUCUCCUGCAGGCUUACGCGAUCUUAAAUUUCCCCCCUCUUCUCCUGCUUCCAAGGGGGGUUUGAUGGUUUAACCGAUGGAAGUUAAUCCUUUAUGUGAGACUUUCCAAGGCUUUAGCUUGCAGCCUCUUUGCUUCAAUCUAUUUACAAAAAGGGGAGGCGGACUUCCUGUUUGAAACCUCCCCAUUUCGGUGCCAAAUUAAGACGUUUAAAAAUCCAAUUUUCCGUUCUACUCACGGGUAGUUGUUUUCAGAUCAAAUUGUCUACAGGAAAAAGUCAGCGCUCUCCUGCAACAGCAAUGCGGCUUCACUCCGUGAAAGAAGCAGUCGAUUCGAAGCACCGCGCCACUCACCCCACGUCGCUCCGGAUCCCCGAAACCGGGUUUCCCGCGAGUAGGGGAGGCGCAAAAGGUGCCAGCCGAAUCCCACGUCCACAAGCUUCUCCCGCCUGUGGUUUUUAGUGGGUCUCCGCCUUCGCCGUGGCGGCCAGACCCUGAUUUCCACGGAGCGGAUUCCUCCCGAUCAGAGGAAUUCCUCCAUUGCCGGAGGCGCUAACCCGGAAGUCUCCACUUGCCAUCCUACUUUUGACAUAUCGGCAUUGCUCGCUUUUUGUAGAAUUUGUGGACAGAGAGUGGGAACAGGACUGCCACAGAUCCUACACAAAGUGACUCAAAGGAAGAAGAGAGAACCUAGAGGAAAGAGGUUGCUCUUUCAUUGGCUGCCAUCACUUUCGGUCAUUAACAGUGGAAAGGCAUCCUCCUGCUGUGUUGGUUAAUGAUUUGAAAGGAGUAUUUCUUGACCAAGUCAAGACAAAUAAAGCAUAAGAGGGUACUGGUGCUUUGGCAAAAGAUUCUGCCUCCCUUAGUGCCUGAUUAUGCACCAACAGAAAGCCCGCACCACGCACUGCAAUGAGGGUCCUAGAGAUGUUAGGCGCUCCAGCUUUACACACAAAAUUCACGAAUCAUGCUGAUGUUCUUUGCAUCUCUCUAGAUUUCCGUGCUCUUAUUUGGAAAACAGGCUUACCUUCAACAACAAAAUACAAAUUCUAUUAAGUUUCAUAUAAUAGAAUAUAAGUGUUACCAAUCGUGCUUAGAUUUAGUCUUAGUGAUUUUGGGACCUCUUGUUUUAUGUUAUGUCCACUAUAUAUAGUGAUUGGGAUGUCUAAAUAGUCCCCCCUCCUCAAAUAAUUAGAGCAGACAGAAUUAUACUGGUGGUUAGGGCAGCAAUCCUGUAUACACUUACCUGGGUGAAAGUCCAUUGAAAUUAACAAUUGUCUUCUGAGCCAGGCAUUCAGCUACUGCCUGACCAUGUUUGGUCUUUUUGUGUAUGCAUAUAAUAUAUAAAAAUCAGAUACAGGGCUCAGCUGUUUACAUUAUCCCCAUAAUGUGGUUUGUGACCUUUUUACUGGUCUGCACUUUUAUCUGUAGUGUCAUAUUUUCUUACGUAGCACUUCUUGGGAUAAUGCUAGCAAAUAGCAUUAGAAAUAGGAUAGGUACUUUUCUGUGUUAAAAUCUGAAUUUGCAUGAUUGCUCUCCCUCCCCGGCUUUGUAUACCCAAUAUAGUACCAACCAUAAAUAAAUAAAUGUCCUUUUAUAGGUACAGUUGUUUUACAGCAGGCAUCCCCAACCUUCUGCCCUCCAAAUGUUUUGGACUACAGUUAUCAUCAUCCCUGACCACUGGUGCUGUUAGCUAGGGAUCAUGGGCGUUGUAGGCCAAAACAUCUGGAGGGCCGCAGGUUGGAGAUGCCUGUUUUACAGUGAUGAAAUAAGUAAUAUGUGUCAGUGGAUAGUAAAAUAAAAUAAUGUUAUUAUUUGAUUGGUUUGGAAAGCCAUGCAGGGUUGAAUUACUUGCCAUCUCCCAGACUGCUGUGGUUCAGUCAAACCAACAAAAACAAGCCAAAAGCACAAACAGGGCAACACAUUUCAAAAAUCUCUGUGAUAUGCUUAAUACUAAAGUUACCUAUUUAUAGCUCAUAAUUAUUGAGGUAGAAUUUAUACCAGUUACAAGGGAAAGUUGUACAAAAAGCAUGUUUACAGUAAAGUUCCCCCACCUAACAGCAUGUCCUUUAGGACUAAUUUGUUGUUUUUUAUUCAUGGUGUGUUUUUGAUUUGGGGUGAAGAGUCCAUACUGGCUCCAGUAACAAAGAUAGUUUUUAGAUGAUGAUGAUGAUGCUUUCUCUUGGCAGGUGAUGAAGUAAUAGGAGUUAGCGUCAGCGUCCGUGAUCGGGAAGAUGUUGUUCAAGUUUGGAAUGUAAACGCAUCAUUAGCAAGUGAAGCUACAGUUCUAGAAAAGAUCUAUGAACUUUUGCCCCAAACAUCUUUUAAAGCAGUUUUUUAUAAACGUAAGUAAAAAUUGUGUAUGUAGCAUGAAGCAGAGUGUGCUGUCCAAAUGACUUUAAUCAACAAAAUGUAUUUAAUUCUUGCAUAUUUAAUAAUUGCGUCAUCUUGUCUUUCAGCUCACAAAGAGCACCAUGCUUUUGAAGGUGGACGCAGGAGACAUUAACACAGGAGACAGUCCUGAACUCAAGUUGUAAUUUUUAGUUUUUGGGGGUUUUUUUUGAGAUCAUCACAGUGGAAAGAUGGACAAAAACACUUGCAAAAGCACCACAAAGCCUGGUUAUUUUAGAUUGUUAUAUUCCUCUUGAGCUGGUGCUAUUCAAAAGCAAGGAGUAUUGCUGCCUCAGUUGCUGAUUGUGAUGUUUCCUUUCAUGACUGCUUAACAAAAAAAAAGUCACUUUUACUUAGUAUUCCUUUCUUUUUAAGGUAGAAGACUUUACAGUUAAGUAGUUUACUAUACCUAGUUCAAAUGCAAAUAUGCACAGGCAUGAUAUGCUGCUCUUUCUAGACUUGCUGUACCUAGAGAAAUUAAUAGCUUUGUGAACCAUGUUUUUCUGUAAUACUUUGCUUUGAGACAUUCCUAUCAUGUUAAGAGAUACACACAGAUUUGUCCCCCAGAGAGGUUGUAAUUUGCACUGUCCUAAUAGGCAGUGGGAGAAAUCCAAGGGGAAUCCUGCUCAAGCUCCAUUGAAAUGAAUGGAGCUCGCACAGUACCUGGAUUGCUUCCAAUGUCCUCUGCUUAUGCACUGAUAAUGCGCAUACUGUAAAUAUAUUUUAAUGAUCACUGAACAGAGCCCAUAGACUGAAAAUACACUUCUGAUGUGACUAAUUUUAAACUCUUUAGAUACAAGCCCCUUAAAAUAAGGGGCUGGUUCUCACUUGGUGAUGGCCCAUAUCUGUCCUGAGAGCACAGGUAGACUUGAAGCUGGACAUUGCUCGGGUUGAAGCAUUGUUUGUGAUGAUGUAUCACUGUUGAUUUCUGUGAUCAUAGUCACACUGGAACAGAUGCAGUUAUGCUGAUUGUGGUAUGGAAGCUGCCAUCAGGUGUGGAGCAGUCAGUUGUUGAUUGGCAUUUGUUUUUAGCUAUUUCAAAUACCUAUGGGGGGGGGGGAUGAAUGAAAUCGCAACUCUUUGUUCCAGAGGUGCCUAAUAUAGUUUGAAUUAAAAAUAAUAAUAAGUAUAAUAUUUCUUUUUUAAAAAAACAAACACCAAAACUUAAACCCCUCUGCUGUGCUCUCACUUAAAAUGGGAACCUUAACAAAUCUUCUUUAGCAAACUCUUUAUAAAACAGAUCUUCCCUUCUUACCCCCCUGCAAUCAUAUCAGAUGUGUUCUUCACCCAUGAAGGUCAGUAUCAAAUGCAUAGUAAUUUUUAUUGUAAACAUAACUAGUUCAACUGUAUCUAGUUGCAAGCUAUGAUGGCGCCUUAAAUACAUUUUUCGAUAGAGAAGAAAAGUUGAUUACACUUUGAAGCAUGAAUGUGAAAAUUCUCAACAUUAGUUUGUGUGUGUUUUCCUCCCCGCACUAAUUAUUGGAGUUUUUCUUGUGCUUUUUAUUACAGUACCAAAGAUUUAUUUAGUUCCUCACAAUGAGCUAGAGGAAUGUGCAUUCUCUUCUAGGCAGCAUUACUGGAUUAGCAUUUAGUAUUUUGGAAAUCGUUCUGACUGCACUGAUAACAACCCAUUUAAUCCUACAAGAGGCAGCCAUUGGAAUUCAAUGUGUUUCUAAAUGAAUCAAUUUCCCCUUUUUAAUUUUUGUACUAGUUCAUUUGUAUUUAUGAAUUAAGAUUUGUGCAUUUUAACUAGCAUUAUUAAAAGUUUUAUAAACUCGUACACAUCUAUUCAGAACUGCAUUUAUUAUUGGGUUCCCUCUCUCUUUUUUUAAAAAAAAAUUUAAGUGUUCUUCAAGGCCACCACCCUGAAAUGCUAUUUUUAUACAUAAGAGCAAACAUUUGUCUAUAUUUUUCAAAGACCUAACAGUACAGUAUGUCCACGGUAUUUACAGAAUCAGGACUGAAGAAGCCAUUACUAAAAUUUCAAAAAGGGCUCAUAAAUCACUUUCGUCUCGUUGGGGAAACAUUGGAGAGGCAACUCAGCACUGAACAUCACAAGAUGCUCUAGUCUAGAACAUGGGUAGGCAAACUAAGGCCCAGGGGCCUGCCCCGGCCCAAUUGCCUUCUAAAUCCAGCCUGCGGAUGGUCUGGGAAUCAGUGUGUUUUUACAUGAGUAGAAUGUGUCCUUUUAUUUAAAAUGCAUCUCUGGGUUAUUUGUGGGGCAUAGGAAUUCAUUCACUCCCCCCCCCCAAUAUAGUCCGGUCCCCCAGAAGGUCUGAGGGACAGUGGACCGGCCCUCCUGAAAAAGUUUGCUGACCCCUGUUCUAGAAUAUGUCACUGUCAUUCUCUAACUUUAUUUUAUUUGGCUUCCAUAGCAACAUAGUAAUGUCCCUCUUAGACAUAGGCAUGAACCAUGUACAAUAAAACCAUACCAUUUAGCAACCAUACCUGCGUUGGUGGGAUGUCUUUCCUUUUGGUCUGUUGCCAGCAACGGAGAUGACUCAGGAGGUGACAAUGAACAACCAGGAACAAGACCUUGGAGUCAUAGUGGGUAGCUCAAUGAUGAUGUUGACCCACCAGGGUGCAGCAGCUGUGAAAAAGGCAAAUUCCAUGCUAGGGAUCAUUAGGCAUGGAAUUGAAAAUAAAACUGCCAAUCUCAUUAUGUUGUCAUACAAAUCUAUGUUGUGGCCGUAUUUGGAACACUGUGUACAGUUCUGGUCAUCUUGCCUCAAAGAGGAUAUUGUAGAAUUGGGAAAGGGUUUAGAAAGAGGCAACCAAAACGAUGAAUGGGGUAAAGUUUGGCACGUCUUAGUUUAGAGAAAAGGUUGGCGUGAUAGAAGUCUAUAAAAUUAUGCAAAGCAUGAAAAAAAUAAGAGAAGUUUCUCUCUCUUUCAUAACACUAGCUUCUCCACGCCAGCCACUCUUGGAUGGCACUGAUGGUAUAUGAGUACAACUCAGAGUGACUUUUAGCCUGACUGGCACCGAAACAGUCUUGGCUGCCCUGAUGAACAAUGCGUACUGGCAAAAAGGCAAGGGAGUGUCGUGUUGGCAAUUUCCCAGGAUUUCUCAUUGGUAUCUGACACCCACCAGCUACUGUAUCCUUCUGGACUCAUCCUGGUAUCCUUAGGAUACCUCAGCUCCCGAACGCCUUGGGAGUCGAAAGUUCCGGCUCCCAAACAAUCAAAACCCGGAAGUGAUUGUUCUGGUUUUUGAAUGUUCUUUUGGAAGCUGAGCAUCCAACAGGGCUUCCUUGCAGCCGUGCUUUGAAAGUCGAACAUUUUGGGAGUCAUAUGGACUUCCGGAAUGGAUUCUGUUCAACUUCCGAGAUACGACUGUAAUUCUUUUCCUACCCUGCCGGAUUAACUCCUGAAAGUGGUGCUGGGGAAUUCUCACUCUUUGUUUUCUGACACUUGUGCUGUGAAAUACUGCAGUGCCGUUUUUGUCCCCCGUGCCAUGAAACAUACUACAACAACAGCACCAAAUGAGGUCGUUUUGAGUGAGGUGUUGUAACAGUCAUAAAUUAUAUUUCCAUUGCUAUAGUGGAAGUGUGGAACAGGUACCUCUGUUAGCAUUUCCCUCCUCCGUUGCUGAUGUGUGAUUGUUACAUCGCAUGUCUGUGUUUACUUUCUAGGCUUGGAAAGCUUGAGAACGGAAGCUAGCCUUAUCUCUUCCGCUCUGUUGUGUUUUUGUACUUUUUACUUUCUGUUCUCUCUCGGAGCUGAAGUGAGAGGACGCCAUGAUCACUUUGUCCCAUAUAUACUGCUUAAUAAAAGCUUAAAAUGAGC
Molecule: messenger RNA, 31946 nt
Organism: Podarcis lilfordi (Lilford's wall lizard)
Lineage: Eukaryota; Metazoa; Chordata; Lepidosauria; Squamata; Lacertidae
Source: the annotation of a GenBank genome assembly